Molecule: messenger RNA, 4345 nt
Organism: Hipposideros armiger (great roundleaf bat)
Lineage: Eukaryota; Metazoa; Chordata; Mammalia; Chiroptera; Hipposideridae
Gene: TEK
Product: TEK receptor tyrosine kinase
Exons: 22
Coding region: 507-3596 (1029 amino acids)
Biological process (GO): positive regulation of kinase activity; positive regulation of MAPK cascade; cell surface receptor protein tyrosine kinase signaling pathway
Cellular component (GO): signaling receptor complex; plasma membrane
Molecular function (GO): ATP binding; protein binding; transmembrane receptor protein tyrosine kinase activity
Source: RefSeq, a predicted model, not a curated record
UUAGAGGGCUUUGGAGGGCUGGGCAUCAUCGCAUACCAUACAUAGGUGGAGGGCUUGUUAUUCUGUUUCCCGCCUACGAGAGGAUACCCCUAUUGUUUCUGAAAAUGCUGACCAGGACCCACACUUCCAACAACAAAAAUUCCUCUACCCCUUCAACGGCAGCAAAUGCGGCAGAAGCACCAGCCACAGAUAAGUGUUUUUGAUGAAUUGCAAGAUGGAGAGGGUUUGCAGUGCUCCCAGCCGUGCUGAUACCGAAUGCCUUUAAGAUACAGCCUUUCCCAUCCUAAUCUACAAAGGAAACAGGAAAAAGGAACUUAAAACUCCCUGUGCUCAGACAGAAAUGAGACUGUUACCGCCUGCUUCUGUGCUGUUCCUUCUUGCCUCUGCCUUGUAAACAAGACCUAGUAGAACGUGAGAAUGGAAAGUCAGAAACCUGGGGGUGCUUGAAAGAAUCCCUGGGACCUCACGCACAUCUGCGGAACCUGAAUGGAGAGACUGGGGGAAGUAUGGACUGUUUAGCCGGCUUCAUUCUCUGCGGAGUCAGCUUGCUCCUUUCUGGAACAGUGAACGGUGCCAUGGACUUGAUCUUGAUCAAUUCCCUACCUCUUGUGUCUGAUGCUGAAACGUCCCUCACCUGUAUUGCCUCUGGGUGGCGCCCCAAUGAGCCCAUCACCAUAGGGAGAGAUUUUGAAGCCUUAAUGAACCAGCACCAGGAUCCACUGGAAGUUACUCAAGAUGUGACCAGAGAAUGGGCUAAAAAAGUCGUCUGGAAGAGAGAAAAGGCUAGUAAAAUCAAUGGUGCUUAUUUCUGUGAAGGGCGAGUUCGAGGAGAGGCAAUAAGGAUACGGACCAUGAAGAUGCGCCAACAAGCUUCCUUCCUACCAGCUACUUUAACUAUGACUGUGGACAGGGGAGAUAAUGUGAACAUAUCUUUCAAAAAGGUGUUGAUUAAAGAAGAAGAUGCAGUGAUUUACAAAAAUGGUUCCUUCAUCCAUUCAGUGCCCCGGCACGAAGUACCUGAUAUUUUAGAAGUAAAUCUGCCUCAUGUGCAGCCCCAAGAUGCUGGAGUGUACUCGGCCAGGUACAUAGGAGGAAACCUCUUCACCUCGGCCUUCACCAGGCUCAUAGUCCGGAGAUGUGAAGCUCAGAAGUGGGGACCUGAAUGCAACCGUGUCUGUACUGCUUGUAUGAACAAUGGGGUCUGCCAUGAAGAUACCGGAGAAUGCAUUUGCCCGCCUGGGUUUAUGGGGAAAACAUGUGAAAAACCUUGUGAAGUACACACAUUUGGCAGAACUUGUAAAGAAAGGUGCAGUGGACUAGAAGGAUGCAAGUCCUACGUGUUCUGUCUCCCAGACCCCUAUGGGUGUUCCUGUGCCACAGGCUGGAAGGGCCUGCAGUGCAAUGAAGCAUGCCAGCCUGGCUACUAUGGGCCAGACUGUAAGCUGAGGUGCAGGUGCACCAACGGGGAGAUGUGUGAUCGGUUCCAGGGCUGCCUCUGCUCUCCAGGACGCCAAGGGCUCCAGUGUGAGAAAGAAGGCAUACCAAGGAUAACCCCAAGGAUAGAGGAUUUGCCAGAUCACAUAGAAGUAAACAGUGGUAAAUUUAACCCCAUCUGCAAAGCAUCAGGCUGGCCACUACCUGCUAAUGAAGAAAUGACUCUGGUGAAGCCGGAUGGAACAGUGCUCCAUCCAAAAGACUUUAACCACACGGGUCAUGUCUCAGUGGCCAUCUUCACCAUCCACCGGAUCCUGCCCCCUGACUCGGGAGUCUGGGUCUGCAGUGUGAACACUGUGGCUGGGAUGGUGGAAAAACCUUUCAACAUUUCUGUAAAAGUUCUUCCCAAGCCUCUGAAUGCCCCAAACGUGAUCAACACUGGACAUAACUUUGCUGUCAUCAACAUCAGCUCCGAGCCUUUCUUUGGGGAUGGACCAAUCAAAUCCAAGAAGCUUCUGUACAAACCUGUUAAUCAUUAUGAGGCAUGGCGGCAUAUCCAAGUGACAAAUGAAAUUGUUACGCUCAACUACUUGGAACCUCGCACAGAAUAUGAACUCUGCGUGCAGCUGGUCCGGCGUGGAGAGGGCGGAGAAGGGCACCCUGGACCUGUGACACGGUUCACAACAGCUUCUAUCGUUCUCCCUCCUCAACCUGAAAACAUCAAGAUUUCCAACAUCACAGACUCCUCAGCCGUGAUCUCUUGGACGAUCUUGGAUGGUUAUUCUAUUUCUUCUAUUAUCAUCCGUUACAAGGUUCAGGGCAAGAGUGAAGACCAGCACAUUGACGUGAAGAUCAAGAAUGCCACCAUCACCCAGUAUCAGCUCAAGGGCCUGGAGCCGCAAACAGUGUACCACUUGGAAAUUUUUGCAGAGAACAACAUAGGGUCAAGCAACCCAGCUUUUUCUCAUGAACUGGUGACUCCUCCCAAGCCUCAAGCACCAGCAGAGUUCGGAGGCGGGAAGAUGCUGCUUACAGCCAUCCUCGGCUCGGCGGGGAUGACCUGCCUGACGGUGCUGUUGGCCUUCCUGAUCAUGUUGCAGCUGAAGAGGGCAAACGUGCAAAGGAGGAUGGCCCAGGCCUUCCAAAACGUGAGGGAAGAGCCAGCUGUGCAGUUCAACUCAGGAACUCUGGCCCUGAACAGGAAGGCCAAAAACAACCCAGAUCCUACCAUUUAUCCAGUGCUUGACUGGAACGACAUCAAAUUUCAAGAUGUGAUUGGGGAGGGGAAUUUUGGCCAGGUUCUAAAGGCACGCAUCAAGAAGGAUGGAUUACGGAUGGACGCCGCCAUCAAGAGGAUGAAAGAAUAUGCCUCCAAAGACGACCACAGGGACUUUGCGGGGGAACUGGAGGUUCUCUGUAAACUCGGGCACCACCCAAACAUCAUCAAUCUUUUGGGAGCGUGUGAACAUCGUGGCUACCUGUACCUGGCCAUCGAGUAUGCCCCGCACGGGAACUUGCUGGACUUCCUACGCAAAAGCCGAGUGCUGGAGACGGAUCCCGCGUUCGCCAUCGCCAACAGCACCGCCUCCACGCUGUCCUCCCAGCAGCUGCUGCACUUUGCCGCAGAUGUGGCCCGGGGUAUGGACUACUUGAGCCAAAAACAGUUUAUCCACAGGGACCUGGCUGCCAGGAACAUUUUAGUUGGUGAAAACUAUGUAGCCAAGAUAGCAGAUUUUGGAUUGUCCCGAGGUCAAGAAGUUUAUGUGAAAAAGACAAUGGGAAGGCUCCCAGUGCGCUGGAUGGCCAUUGAGUCACUAAAUUACAGCGUGUAUACAACCAACAGUGACGUAUGGUCUUAUGGGGUGUUACUAUGGGAGAUUGUCAGCCUAGGUGGCACCCCCUACUGCGGGAUGACGUGUGCAGAACUCUAUGAGAAGCUGCCGCAGGGCUACAGACUGGAGAAGCCCCUAAACUGUGAUGACGAGGUGUAUGAUCUAAUGAGACAAUGCUGGCGGGAGAAGCCCUAUGAGAGGCCAUCAUUUACCCAGAUACUGGUGUCCUUAAACAGGAUGUUAGAAGAACGAAAGACCUACGUGAAUACCACGCUUUAUGAGAAGUUUACCUAUGCAGGGAUUGACUGCUCUGCUGAAGAAGCGGCCUAGGACAGACCAUCUUCAUCUGUAUAUUCUGUUUCGCCUUCACCGCCAUGAGAGACCUGUGAUACCUUGAUGCCAAGCAAGCCUCUGCCAAGAGAGGUGACACAGAACAUAGACGUGUAUAUAUAUUGCUGUCUGUUUGGGACUUUCACCACAGAAACCCCCAUGUGUGAAUCUGCAGUACACUCUGACUCAUAGAACUGUAUAUACUGUUUGGAGUAAGAAUAUGCUGAAAACAGAAUUCCUGUUUGUGGUUUCAUAUGCAAUAAUAUAUUUUUCUAAAUAUGUGGAUUUUAAAGGGAAGUGUGAGAGUACAAUUACUGUAAUGCAUAACUCAUAUUGUCCUAGAUAUUUUUGAUAUUUACCUUUAUAUUGAAUGCUACAAAAUGUUUUGCUGUGUAGAAGUCCAAUACUGUUAACAACUUAACACUGAUCCUGAUAGCACAGGUAAGAAAAAUGGGGAAAUGUAUGAGUUCUGAUAGGUUGCAACUUUAAACCAUCUUCCACCGUUAUUAAGAGACUGAAAAAUUCAAGUGAUAUUAAAACAGAUUUUUCUCUCUCUAAAUUUUCUCUCUCAUCUAUAGAAGCCGUUGAAUUUCUCUAGAUCAUUUGACAACUUUAUCAUGUGUUACCAGAGCCCACCAGUCAGUACAGAAUGUUAACAUCUAAAGAUAAACUUAAAUAUCAUUCCUUAGAUGCCUAAGACCUUUUAGAUAUGUAUAAAUACAUUUAAAAAAUAAAUUAAUGGUAUUUGG